CACCUCCACCCAUUAAGAAGAAAUCAGCUGCUCAGCCUUGCAGUGCAUUACAACCCUUGCCUAAUUCCCUGUCAGUCAGUGCCGAUAAACAGUGUCUUCUUAAUAUCAGAUACCCCUUCUGUAUCGGGCUUCCGUCUACACUGCUGCAGCUCGUGUGUUGAUUUGUUGUUGUUAUUUUUUUUUUGUACACCAGCUUGUUUCUUGCACGUAACAUGCAGAAGAGAAGGAAGCCUGAGCCGAUCCAACUCAACCCCAUCCCUGAUGGAAACACUAUCAACGGCAGCGGAGCCACAGAAACAAACUUGGAGGCACUGCAGAAAAAACUAGAGGAGCUCGAGUUGGAUGAGCAGCAGCGGAAACGCUUGGAGGCCUUUCUGACACAGAAGCAGAAAGUGGGAGAGCUGAAGGACGAUGACUUUGAGAAGAUCUGCGAGCUCGGUGCCGGCAACGGAGGAGUUGUCUUUAAGGUUUCCCACCGACCCUCGGGUCUGAUUAUGGCAAGGAAGCUGAUCCACCUUGAGAUUAAACCAGCCAUCAGGAACCAGAUCAUUAGGGAGCUGCAGGUGCUACAUGAGUGCAACUCCCCAUAUAUUGUGGGCUUCUACGGGGCUUUCUACAGCGAUGGGGAAAUCAGCAUCUGCAUGGAGCAUAUGGAUGGUGGCUCCCUGGACCAAUCACUGAAGAAAGCAGGCAAGAUCCCAGAGCAGAUCCUUGGCAAAGUCAGCAUUGCUGUAAUUAAAGGUCUUUCCUACCUGAGGGAGAAGCACAAGAUCAUGCACAGAGAUGUCAAGCCUUCUAACAUCCUAGUGAAUUCCCGUGGUGAGAUCAAGCUGUGUGACUUUGGAGUGAGCGGACAGCUUAUAGACUCCAUGGCCAACUCCUUUGUGGGCACUCGGUCGUACAUGUCGCCCGAGCGCUUACAAGGCACCCACUAUUCUGUUCAGUCGGACAUCUGGAGCAUGGGUCUGUCACUGGUUGAAAUGGCCAUUGGACGCUUUCCUAUUCCACCACCUGAUGCUAAGGAGCUCGAACAGAUUUUCGGCUUCCCAGUGGAAGGGGAGGCAGCCUCCAGUGAUUCCUCCCCAAAGCCGCAGCCCCCUGGGCGACCCGGCAGCUCAUACGGCCCAGACAGCAGACCUCCGAUGGCCAUUUUUGAGCUUCUUGAUUACAUCGUUAAUGAGCCUCCACCAAAACUGCCUGCUGUAUUUAGUUCUGAAUUCCAGGACUUUGUUAAUAAAUGCUUGAUUAAAAACCCAGCAGAGAGAGCAGACUUGAAACAGUUGAUGGUGCAUCCUUUCAUUAAAACCUCCGAAGCAGAGGAAGUUGACUUUGCUGGCUGGCUGUGCACCACCAUUGGACUCAGUCAGCCUUUGACACCAACACAUGGUACCAUAAUGUGAGGCCUGUUCUGCCUACUACACCCACAUCAAAGUCUUCUAAUGACUAAUUUCUGUUAUUGGUAUAUAAAACUGUUUAUACUGAUCAAAGUGUACAAACCUAAAUGCCAAGUGGAACUAUGUAUUGAACAAGUCUUUGGGCUACCUUGCAGGCCUUCCUGAAAAGCCAUCUUUUUUUUCUAAAGAUUUAAUUUAAUCUUGACAAAUGCUGCUCUACCUGUGCUUGAUAUUCCUUUGUAACCCCAAGUCUUCACAGUGCAAAACCUUUGCUAGCUUAUGUGGAAUAAAUAAGUCCUGUGAAUAAAAAGUUUGAAUGACA
Messenger RNA from Haplochromis burtoni (Burton's mouthbrooder), 1716 nucleotides. RefSeq names its product mitogen-activated protein kinase kinase 1 (gene map2k1). Gene Ontology annotation, biological process: protein phosphorylation. The transcript has 11 exons. Bases 213 to 1400 code for a protein of 395 amino acids. Gene Ontology annotation, molecular function: protein kinase activity; ATP binding. Lineage: Eukaryota; Metazoa; Chordata; Actinopteri; Cichliformes; Cichlidae. The record is from RefSeq and is a predicted model, not a curated record.